AUGGCCGUGCGCCGCACCGUCGCAUUCGCGACUCAGACACUCACAAUCACAGUACCCAAGAACCGACGACCAAAAUUUGAUCUGCACCUACGAAUAAUCGACCUCAACAACGUACCACUCGUUUCUGGCACCUCAUUCAUAAAAUGGCACCUCUCCCACUCGACGGCCGCCGAGCACCGCGGUCGCACAGAUAGCUGCCAAGUCAAAGACCAUAAAGUCGCCUACAACUACGACAUCACCCUCCCCGUCCGUCUCACCGUCGACAAGAAUGGCAUGCUGCAGGAGUGUUAUGUCGAGUUGGAAGUUGUGCAAGAAUAUGGCCGAGGCUCAGGAAGGGGCGAGCGCAUCACGUUAGGAACGGUCAAGCUCAACCUGGCCGAGUACGUGGAGCAGAGCGAGAUGGCGACCAUCGCGGGCGAAGAGCCAGGCGUCACGAGGAGGUACCUCAUGCAAGACAGCAAGAUCAACAGCACGCUCAAGGUCGGAAUUUAUAUGAAGCAGACGGAGGGCGACAAGAACUUUGUUGCGCCGGCCUUGAAGACUGCGCAGGUCUUCAGUGGCAUCGCUGGUAUCAUGGCGGGAGAGCAGGCCGAACUUGAGGACCACGGAGCUGCGCCCUCCCUGACGAGCAAAUCCCGCGAAGCCGGCGAGCUCCAAGACAUGUACAGACGCACCCUCGCCGCAUACUGGUCCGCACAACCUGGCGAGCUCAAGGCAGACGAAUGCAUCGAAGACAUAUUCGCUGGCGGAGACGGAUGGGGCGACCGCGAGAAACCAUACUCCCAGCAGCCACGAGCUCAGCCCUUGCGAUUCGCAGCAGGCGAUAGCAGCAGCUCUGUGAGUGAGAGCGAGCACGGUCACAUGCGCGGCGGCAGCAGCGCUCAUCGUAAGUCGCAUGAGACACUGCGCCCUGGAGAUAUGAAAUCGAAUCACUCGCCUAACGUGCGGGGCCGGGGAAGUUUGGAGCAGCAGGCAUCGCAGAUGAAGGCAGAGGCGUCGCGCAAGCGACAUCGUCCACACCAUGAGAUCACAAAACAAGUGACGCCGAUCAAUCGCUUGAGGAAGAGGAAGGGAGAAAAGAUCCUACGAGAAACUUCGCAAGAUCUGGGCGUCAAGCGAUUGGGCGACGAUGCCGAUAUCUUGGUCCUGAGGGAAGUCGGGGAACCAGCACAAAGAGAAGCCACCACAACCACCGAAGCCUCCGAAGAUGCCGAAGUAAUCGAAAUCUCCGAACCUCUCGAGGUCCCAGACAUUCUUGCCUCAAUCGAAGAAGAAGGGAAAGCGCUCGCGCCGGAAGAAAUAUACAAGCAGAUCGAGACCUUGCGACCGAACAACGAUGGCGACCCCAAUGAGCCGCAUCACGUCAAGCAGACUACAUUUGUCAAGCUGAGAAAGACCCUCAUGAAAGGCUUCACGCAACAGCAAUUGAUAAUCUUCUACUCGGUCGCAAAGAAUAUACGGCAAGAGAAGGUCAAUCAGGGAGUGAUCGACAGCAUCAAACGGAAGGACCAACUAGGAAACCAGAAGCAACCUGUGGAACGAUCAGAAUGGCAGCCAGGUACUACGCCGAUAACUCAACGCCUGCCUGGCGUUGAUCGUAUUGUCAAGAUCAUGGGCUACCGCAAGAACGUCAGCAAGCAGCUGCUUGUUGAUCGCAUAAUGAGGGAUGUUUGGAAUCUCGUACUCUUGGAAGAAAUCGAAUCCCCCGGAGAGCUAGAGCUUUCUCUGCAACCGUGGCAGGUGAUGCUGCUUAAGGCUGGUGACAAAGACACCCUUUUUGACAAGAUUCGACGGACCCGACGAGUGAGGCUCGACAUGUACAAACCGGAUAACGCCCUCCGCAUCACAUCCGAUAAGACGACAGCAGAGUACGCUGCCAAUGAUAUCGAGGAAGCCUUCCAACACACUGAAUUGAAGCGGAUGAACCUGAACAACUAUUUACGCCAGCUAGCAAAUGGUCCUGUUGCGUUGGAUUCAAAGUCCAAUCUGGUAACUUUGUUUUAUACACAGAAAGACUUUGAUGUCGUCUCGGCUCUGACUCGCACGAGUAUUGAGGCAGUCGGCAAGUCUAUGUUGGUAAUCAGAGGCUUCGACGUGAGCUCCAUAGAAGAGGCAAAAAGGACACUGGUCAGGUUUUUGCCUUUCAAGGAUGCAGCUGAGCGUACCUUCGAUACUCAGAAACUAGGAAGUGCCGAGAGUGCAGCGUUCUUGUCGCCGGUUCCUACCGAACACGAUUCUUUCAAAUACAAGUAUCGCAAACGAGAGCUGGGACGUCUGUCAAUGCCUAUCAUGCGGCUCACUGAGCCUGACACUGUCGAAGCUCAGGCUGCGAAACCCGCAAAAGCCCCCAAAACAACACUCCACGGUCUCGUGAACCGGACUCUAGGGACAAUUCUGCGACCCGCUUCUGCUGUGCCAUUGCCUAAACACGAGUUGAGCAAUUGGAUACCGAACCCAACAUACGAGGUCUCCGCCGAAUUUGGCCAGGCUCUAUUCCCUCUCGAAGAUGUGGACCCCAGCCGAGUAGUGGAAGCUGCUCUUUCUGAUCCAUCCAAGGCACCUUUUCUGUCAACAUUCCCAGGACUGAAUAGUGUUUUCACGUCGCCCAACUAUUCUGUCGUUUCGCGCUUGCAAACACCAUCUUUGCACUACGAAUUCAGACCUGACCUGGAGCACGAGCCAGGACAAAUAUUGCCCAAACUCAGGAUCCAAAUGCGUACUGGUCGCAGUGGUGCCAGAGCCACUUUCCGCAAACUCGCACUGAGCUUCGAUCAUCGUAUCCACGAUGUUCUGCUCCCAGACAAGGCCGUAGAUGUACGAUUUCAACGCCGAGCAAACCUCAGCUUCAAUAACAGGGACCACAAUGACGAGAAUGUACAGGCGUGGGUUGAUGCCGUAACAGACAACAUUGAGAGCGGUGGUCGCCUCACUGCGCCACCUCUCCGCAUCCAGAUCCCCAAGUGGACCAUACCUGGAUUCUCGAGCGAGGAAAAAGGCAUGCGUACCGUCACGUAUCACUUCUCUGGUAUCCAGUUCCGGCAACCGGUGAUUGGAGAACUAUUCGGUGUAGCUGUUUCGUACAAUACUGUACAGUCUGGCAAGCUCGGUGCCAAGGGCGGCGCGCUCACUGCGCAUUACAGUGGCCAUGGCGAUACAGAGUUGCGCGACGAAAGUGCGAUGAAAGCCUUUGUGGAGAGGUGUUUCAAGAUGGCAGACUUGAUCACUGAUGCGAGUAAGCAGACACUUCCUCCGUCUCGCGUUGUCCGCCCACGCGAUAUGAACAGCGGACGGAAGGCGAAAAGAAUGGGAUUAUCGGGCGAUCGAGCUCAGGCUGUGGAUGAGCAGAGCAUUGAGUCGCCGAACGAUCUUGUCGAGCGCGUUGGGGAAUACCCGGAUGUGAAGGACGAUGUUGAGGCGAAAGAGAACGCGGUAGCUGUUGAGGAUGUGGUGGAAGAGCAGCCAGUUGAUGGAAACAUGGAGUCACGAUCUGACGACUUGGUUACCGAAAGCGAAGACAACGUUCGCACUUUGUAG
Molecule: messenger RNA, 3534 nt
Organism: Alternaria viburni
Lineage: Eukaryota; Fungi; Ascomycota; Dothideomycetes; Pleosporales; Pleosporaceae
Exons: 7
Coding region: 1-3534 (1177 amino acids)
Cellular component (GO): mitochondrial inner membrane
Source: RefSeq, a predicted model, not a curated record